Molecule: messenger RNA, 1496 nt
Organism: Spea bombifrons (plains spadefoot toad)
Lineage: Eukaryota; Metazoa; Chordata; Amphibia; Anura; Pelobatidae
Gene: METTL9
Product: methyltransferase like 9
Exons: 5
Coding region: 123-1079 (318 amino acids)
Molecular function (GO): protein-L-histidine N-pros-methyltransferase activity
Source: RefSeq, a predicted model, not a curated record
CCUCCCUCUUCUCCCUACUAUGUUUCCCCUCCCCAGGUUUCUUUUUAUCGAGAGCUGAUGUGUACAUCCUGCCGUGCCAUGGACGGGCCUGGUGCCGGGGGAUGUCAGCGGGCGCAGCCUAGAUGAAACUAUUUGUGUGCUGGGUGCUCACCUACGUGGUCUGCCUGGCCGUGGUCAGGAAGAUGUGGAGUGGCCGGUACCUGAGGAGCCACCUCAGCAGAUCUCUGUACAUGAACAUGAUGAGCCACAGCCAGGCCACGUACUGGGAAGGGAACCACCAGUGGUAUUUGUGUGACACAGAGAAGUUACGCGAAGCGCUCCGACCCAUGUUUGUCCAAAGCUUCCUCGAUCAAGGAACUCAAGCUUUCUUAAACAGGAGCAUUGAGAAGUCCGGCUGGUUGUCUAUCCAGCUAUAUCACUCCUUUAUGUCUUCCGUGUUCAGCGUCUUCAUGUCCAGGACCUCGAUCAAUGGGUUACUUGGAAGGGGGUCCAUGUUUGUAUUUUCACCAGAACAGUUCCAGAGACUUCUCAGAAUCGGACCAGAUUGGAAGACGCACCGACUGCUUGAUUUAGGAGCAGGAGACGGGGAGGUCACACGGGUCAUGAGUCCACACUUUGAUGAGAUCUAUGUUACAGAAAUGUCCCAGACUAUGAUUUGGCAACUUCAAAAGAAGAAAUACAGAGUGCUCGAUAUUGAUGAAUGGCAAAAUACAGGAUUCCAGUAUGAUGUCAUUAGCUGCUUAAACCUUCUUGACCGAUGUCAUCAACCUGUGACUUUACUGAAGGAGAUGAGAAGCGUCCUCGAGCCAACCAGGGGUAGAGUUAUCCUUGCUCUGGUGCUGCCUUUCCACCCUUACGUAGAAAAUGGUGGUAAAUGGGAAAAGCCGUCUGAAUCGAUGGAAGUGAAUGGAACCGUUUGGGAAGAGCAGGUGAACAGCCUCGCCGACGUCUUCCACGAAGCUGGUUUUGUGGUGGAAGCUUUCACCAGGCUGCCCUAUUUAUGUGAAGGAGACAUGUACAAUGACUAUUAUGUUUUGGAUGAUGCGGUCUUUGUUCUCCGGCCAGUUCCUUCCUUUUAGACUUUACAAGUGACGUAAACCGAAAUUGAUCUCCUUGGAUCUACAACGUAAUGACUGUGUCUGCAUCCAAAUCAUGUGAAGCGCUCCAAUGCCAAACCUUAUUGUAUUUCUGGAGAAACCUUGUCGAUAUAAUCAUACGUGAAUGAGUGAGUAUUGUGUGCAUACAGAAUUUGGUUGUUUUUUUUACCGAUUUAACAGUGCUACCUUUUUUUCAACAAAAAUGGACAUUUUUAAUACAAUUGCUUAAUGUACAUCAUGCCAUGCGGAUCUGUUUAAAUAAACAUUAAACUCUUGCUAUGUUAAUUUAGAACAUGCAAAGAAUCUUCCAUGUUAAUCCAAAGGUUUGAAUGGCCAUUUGAAAGCACACAAUUUUUUUAACCAUGUCAAUAAAAAAAUAAAGUACAGUGGUUUUCAAUU